CUUUGCCGAAAAUUCAAGGAAGCUGUACAGGGAGUCCAAGACAGCCAAUAUGCAUUUGAACAGUUGACUGAGACUGCCGACGACGACACUCUUGCCAAAUGGGAAGCAGAGGCUGCUGUCGCUCAGGAUGACCGACUUCAUAAUCCCGGUGCCAUGGAUAUAUAUGAAGUUCAAUUGACCAAAGGUACAGGCAAACAGAACAUCCAUGUG
Suillus paluster is the source of this 210-nucleotide messenger RNA. RefSeq lists its product as uncharacterized. The transcript has a single exon. The record is from RefSeq and is a predicted model, not a curated record. The annotation marks the transcript as partial. Lineage: Eukaryota; Fungi; Basidiomycota; Agaricomycetes; Boletales; Suillaceae.